UUUAUCUUUUAUCAUAAAAUCGGUGAAUGUUGUGAUUUUGAUUGAAAUUAAUUAAUUUAUUCGAAUUGAUCAGCUAUGAUCGAGUGACAAUAAUACUCAAUGUGACUCGUGUUGUUCCUGUUCGUUUGUUACACUUCAAAGUUCAAGAUCAAAAUCAAAAGUUCAAGCUUUUCUACAUCAAAACAAACACAUUCUACCUUACCUUAAUAAUCAAUACCGCUUUUUACCCUUUAUCACUACACUCACUCCAUAUGUGCAGCAUCCAGCAUCUUCAAAAGUGUUUUAAAUUCGUUAACCGAGUUUAACCGGCGUAUUCGUGUUUCGUGAGUGGUUCAUGCUGCAGUUCUAAUCUGGCCGCAGCUUUUACCUGGUCCUGAUCUCCUGAUACAAUGUCCGAAGACUUUCUCUCAAAGUACAAUGUUUUGAGUGCCAUUUCACUGGUAGUACUCGGAUUCUACUCGUACGCUGCGUAUCUAUUCACCACCGAUGUGGGAAAUAACAAGUGCUCCAUGACUUAUAUGUUCGAGUAUCCUCAGUUCGUGAAAAUUGUAGUAACCGAUCAGCAUGGCAACGAUUACAAGAAGUACAGUUUGUACGCGUACAGCGAGGGCAAAUAUAUCGAGAGAGCCAGAGCGAUGAAAUUCACCGGGAUACCAGUUCUAUUCAUUCCGGGCCACGGCGGCUCUUUUAAACAAGCGCGUUCGUUGGCUUCCGUCACGACUCAUCGUACAAUGGACUUACAAUCGAUCUUCCACUUUGAUUUUUUCACCAGCGACUUCAACGGUGAAUAUUCAGCCCUGUAUGGUGGCACGUUGAAGAAACAACACGAAUUUAUCAUUUGCAGCAUACGUAAAAUUUUAUCUCUAUAUCCGCCUGGAAACAGACCCGAAUCUGUGAUUAUUAUAGGACAUUCGAUGGGCGGUAUCGUGGCUAAAAGUUUAUUCUUGAGUAGUUAUUUCGUUAAGGAUUGGGUCAAAUUGAUAAUUACUUUAGCUACGCCUCAUAAACCCGUAUUGUUAAUGGAUGGAGAUUUAUACAGUUUUUAUAACAUCGUCGAUGAGUAUUGGGCUAAAUUACGAACGAGGAAAUCUAGUCGUUUGGGUAAUAUCACGUUGAUUUCGAUCGGUGGAGGUGCUCGAGAUAUGCUAGUUCGACCUGGCUUAACAUACGACAAAUACGCUGAUUUGAACGUCUUGACAAACGCGGUGCCGAAUGUAAUUACAUCCACUGAUCACUUGUGCAUAGUUUGGUGUAACAAUUUUAUAAAAACGUUAUCACGAGCUCUGUAUGAUGCUGUGGAUUUUGAAGUGAAAGGAAUCACAUUGGAUAAAGACCUAUUGAAAAAUAUAUUUUAUUAUCACCUUGUUCGAUGUAGCAAUGGAAAAUAUUACACAACUGAAAUUCACCAAGAAAGGCUGAAAUUUUCGCGGAAUAACACCGUUUGGAAAGAAAUCAAACAGACUCAGAUUUCAUUACAGUACCCGGAAGGAUUGGACGAAGAUACUUACGUAAUGAUUAAAAAACCAGCUAGAUCAUUAGGUGCUAAAUACGAUAUUACAAUAGAGGCGACUAAUAUCGAUAAGCGUGAUUGGAUAGCGGAAUGCGCUGGUCGAAAUUCAAACGAUGAUGGUACUAUUACUUGCGAAGAUGGUGUGAAUUUGUCACAAUUUGGAGUGAUUGGAUUCAAUAAGACAAUGGGAAAAAAAUAUUUUCAAACUACGUUCAAUUCGACAAAGGAAUAUAUUUCUCCAGCAACGCAUUACGUUGUGAAAUUGCCCGCUCAUAAAAAAGAUAUUGGUCUCGCCAUCGAUAUAUAUGAUCGAAAAACACGAAUUGUGCAAGCGGAGCUCAAUUUCUUAACAUUUUAUAAACAAAGAACCAUACUAAAAAGUACCGAAAAAGGAGCAUUACGGUAUAAAAUUUACUUGAACGGAUUAGUAGCUAUGUGGAAAGCAUAUCGUUUGUAUUUAACACCUCAUAAGUGCACCAAUGAACAGCACCUGGCUUAUGCGGUGUUCAAAUCUCCUUGGAAUCACGACAGUUCGCACGCUGUCACUAGUUGGGAGGAAGAAGAGCCAUUGAAAUUGAUUCUACUAACAAUACCUCCUUAUCAAAUGUCCGAAGAAGCAAAAUUGGUACCUUCAGUUGAAUUAAUUCUCGAUCCAGCUUGCAGAUAUUCAGUGCAAGUGGAGGCGUCCUACAUGGAAUCCUUAGGAUUAAUAGCCACUCGCUACAGUUUCGCUCUGUUCGCCAAUGUAGCUACUAUUCUACUAUUGGUGCUAGUUCGACAAUAUGCCUUCUUUCAAACCACCCGGUUUUGUUUAUCAUUUUUCACUGCUUUGCAAGAAGGCGCUGGACCGUGGUAUACGUUGCCAGUGGUUAGAUUUAUUACCUACAGUUGGGAAAACGUCGACUUGAGCAAUUAUCCAUUUAAAUGGGAUACGUUAAUUAUGCAAGACGAUACCGCGGACGGUAUUAUUGUACCUAUCGUAUUGUAUUUCGUUGCAUUUGGGAUUGUGCACAUAACCGCCACGUUAUUAUGGAUAUUUGUUCUGGCUGGAGUGAAAACAUAUCGAACGUAUUUCAAAUGUUUCUCAUUAAUUAAAAUCCCUUCAUUAACGGAGUUUUACUUUUUUCGGAGAAUCUACGCGCGAUUUCCCGUGACCUUAGGGAUGUUGGUAUUUUUCAUUUGUUUCGCUACCUGUGGCAGUUUUGGAUUACUCGUUGGACUUGUAAUAUAUUUUUUAAAGAUUUGCAGAUUAUACAAACAAUGCCUGGAGGCAGAAACUUUAAUGAAUGAUACUCUCGAAAAGAAAGUUAGAACAAUCGCAGAUGAUUUGGAGUUACCCAGAAUAGAUUGUGUCCACCUCCAUGUCACUUUGUUCCUGCUGUGGACUCUCAACACAGUGGUGUACUUGCCCAGUUUAGCAAUGUGGUUUAAAAAUUUAGACUAUGAAAUAUUUAUCAACGAAGAUCCAAGCUAUGUAUACUCAGCGAUCUUGGCCUUGUCAAUUUCUGUGAUUUGGUAUUGCGAUUGUUGUCCGUAUGUUUUUCUACCGUACUACAAAAUCGUUGUGUAUCCUUUAUUCGUUACCACCUGCAGCGUUCUGCUAAUGUGCCAAGUAAAUAUUUAUCGUUUACCGAGCGUAAUAAGCGCAGUAUUUGUCGCAAUUGCCGUACAUCAGUACCUAGGGUUAGUGAAGUUACGUAAAUGGGCAGCGGAUGAAUAUCGCCAAAUGGCUGAACGUUUAGCCGCCGAUAAUGCAACCAUGUUUCAAAGCGGCCAAAAUGUAAUAAUCCCUGGUCGGCCUAGUUUUACUCCCAGAUCGUCGCAGUUGAAUAAUCCCAGAUCGACUCAGACUUCCAAAUCGAAUAAUUCGUCCACGAGAAAUGGUUCUAAAGCUCACGAUACCAGAGAGCAAGCCAAGGAGAAGCAGAAUUAACAUUUCCUUUCCUUCCCCUUCACGUAGUAAUCGCGUUACGUGAAUGUAAGGUUAAGCUAAGUCAGUAUAGCCGAGUCAUACGAGCAAUUUGUCCGCGUUCCUUUGUAUGGUGUGCGGAUGUGCGAUCAUUUUCCAAUUAUUGUUUUCGUUAUAAUCCUUUUCUUCUUAUCUAGUCAUACUUACUACUUACUUACAUUUUAGUUGUGUGUGUAUCUGUGUUAUUCUUAUUUUAAGCUCGUUUUCGUAUAUGCCAAGUGCCCGUAUGUUCCCACGUUACAGUCAUAUCAAAAAAUUUCCUCCCAGUGUUUGGUCUAAUUACUUAAAUAUCAUGUAACGAAUGUGUGAAUAAUCGAAACAGUCCACAGUUUAUUUCAUUAUGCUCGACGCAUGCUCAGGGAGUGAACAAGUGAACCCGAGGAACCUCCAACUUAAAAAGUCACGAAAUGUAUGAAAAUCAUCGUACGAUAACCAUUUUUAUUUUAAUCGAAAUGAAUAAAGUACAUAAUUAUUACAAUGUAUUUUACGUAAUUUUGUUGGGUUUCAAAAAUCAUCUCGUUGAUCCCAAAUAUGUAAUUCUAAGUAAUGGGUUGACUGUUCGAUUACAAUUACCUAAAUUGUUAUUUUAUUCGAUGAAAAUUUUGUUCCUAGGUUCACUUGAGCGCCCAGAAUGUAUUUUUCUCUCGAUUUCAACUUUAAACAAGAUGAUUUAUUUACCAUGCGUAAUUGUGAUUUUUUUUAUUUUAUUUUUUAUGGUUCUAAAUCUUGCGAUUCGCGCAAGCGUGCAGAUUAAUUUUUUUUGUUUUUUUAUUUAUGUAGGUCAUGAACAGUAUUAUUUGUGUAUAUUUUAUUUUUUCCAGUUAUGAAACUCAUGUGCCAUUUUAUUGAAUCUCCUUUAAAAAAAAAAAUAAUUUUAAUUAUGUUAUAUCAGCAGUGUGUGAUUUUUUUUAAAAUGUAAGUGUUUUUUUACCUUUCAUCUUUGAUUAUUUUCGGCGUUAUACCUUCACUCAAAUGAUUAAUACCUUUGUAGCAAAACUUUAUGAAUUUGAUUUGACAUGACUAUUGUACUUGCUCUUUUUAUUCAUUUUGUAUUUUAUUUUAUUUACCUACUUAUUUGCAUAUUUUUUGUAUCGUGUAAAUGCAAGACGAUUUUUAAAAAAGAUGUAUAAACGAUUGAAAUUUUUGUAGCGAAUAUUCUAUCGUGUGAUUGUGUAAUAUUUAAGCUUUUGGUGUUUCAAUUGAUGUUUCAAUUGAUGAACAUACCUAUAAUGUACUAUUGACGAAUCUUUGUCGAUUUUUGUUCAUUGCAUUACUGAAUAAAUGCAUGUUGAUGUGAA
This is a messenger RNA of Planococcus citri (citrus mealybug), 4777 nucleotides long. It is a transcript of the gene PGAP1, whose product is annotated as GPI inositol-deacylase. NCBI's taxonomy places the organism in Eukaryota, Metazoa, Arthropoda, Insecta, Hemiptera, Pseudococcidae. The transcript has 16 exons. Bases 390 to 3443 code for a protein of 1017 amino acids. Gene Ontology annotation, cellular component: endoplasmic reticulum. The record is from RefSeq and is a predicted model, not a curated record. Gene Ontology annotation, molecular function: phosphatidylinositol deacylase activity. Gene Ontology annotation, biological process: endoplasmic reticulum to Golgi vesicle-mediated transport; GPI anchor metabolic process.